Molecule: messenger RNA, 1354 nt
Organism: Trematomus bernacchii (emerald rockcod)
Lineage: Eukaryota; Metazoa; Chordata; Actinopteri; Perciformes; Nototheniidae
Gene: nudcd3
Product: NudC domain containing 3
Exons: 6
Coding region: 1-1092 (363 amino acids)
Biological process (GO): protein folding
Cellular component (GO): cytoplasm
Source: RefSeq, a predicted model, not a curated record
AUGGCGUCGCCUCUGCAGAUGACAGAGAUGUACGACAACGCUCUGCUCGGGAUCUUGCAGCACGUUGGAAACAUUCAGGACUUUCUUCAGGUCUAUUUUGGGUUUCUGUACCGCAAGACGGACUAUUAUCGCCUGUUGGCAGGUCCAAACGAUAAGAUGGGCUUCCCUCCUGGCGUGGCGGAGAAGAUGGUGCUCAAGAUGUUUAAGAAUUUUGAGAAGCUGGCAGAUCAGGACAGAGAGAGGCAGCUGAGCGAGGUGCAGAGGAGAGAGCAGAGUCGAUGUGUUCCUCCGGCACUUCAAGAGCUGGAGGUGGCAGAGGAGACCGUGGAGCAGAGCUCAGAGAAGGCACAGACAGAGAGCUCCCCUUCAGAUGCUGCUGAUGUUCCAGCUGCUGCCUCCUCCUCAACAGCGACUGUGAGCCCCCAGCCCCACAGCAGCAGCAGCAGCAGCUCAGGUCCCAGCCAGCCAGCUCAGGGAGACCAGGCAGCUGCAGCCAGCACAACCUCAGCAGAAGGGAGUCGGGACAAGUUGCAGGCCGACCCCGACACCUACAACGGGGCUGUGAGGGAAAACUACAGCUGGUCUCAGGACUACACCGACGUGGAGAUCCGCGUGUUUGUGCCAAAGACGGUUUUAAAAGGCAAACAGGUCAGAGUUAAUCUGCUGGCCAGCAGCAUGCAGGUGUGUGUGAGGGAGGGUGCCGAAGAAAAAACACUGAUGGAGGGAGAGUUCACUCACAAGAUCAACACUGAAAACUCUCUGUGGAGUCUGGAGCCUGGAAACUGUGUGGUCCUGUCCCUCAGUAAGACAUCAGAGGUUUGGUGGAGCGCAGUGCUGAAAGGAGAAGCAGAAAUUGAUAUAAACCAAAUAAACCGCGAGCGCUCCAUGGCAACGGUUGAUGAAGAGGAACACGCCGUUCUGGACCGACUCUCCUUCGACUACCAUCAGAAGCUGCAGGGAAAACCACAGAGUCACGAAACGAAGGUGCAUGACAUGCUGAAGAAGGGCUGGGACGCUGAAGGCUCUCCGUUCAGGGGGCAGCAGUUCGACCCGUCCAUGUUUGACAUCCCGGCCAGCGCGGUGCAGUUCUGAAGCACAGCCAAAACUCAGCCAAAUACGAACUGAAUGCUAGUUUAUUUGCAAAGCUGGCUGUAGGAAAGUCAACAUUUACCUGCUGCUCUGUUAUAUUCGUCCUCAGCUGGGAGAGCAGCACUGAAGCUGGUUCUGUUUGGAGUGGGAAUACCGACGAGGACUUGUCAUUAUAUCAUACGCUGAUUUGAUGUUUUGGCAGAAUUAUAUCUGAUACAUUUGUUACAUGUUUUUGCUCUUUAUUUAAAAAACUUUUCAGUGCCUA